GUGCUCCCACUGGCUUCUCAUAAACUUGGACGCGUCCUGCUAAACGAUGACCAAACGGCACGAAAGAGCACGAGCGAGCCAUCGUGUCGCGUCAAAGCACGCUGGAUAGGCUGGCUUUUUUUUUUUUUUUUUAAGAGAGAGAAGUCCAGUCUGCCUUGACUGACUGAGCAACACCUCACAGAGAAGAGAGAGAGAGAGAGAGAGAGAGAGAGAGGGGGAAGCAGAUCGGAGGAGUCCUGUACAAGCUCCCCAAGAUUAUCCAAUCGCAGGAGGAAUAUUAACGAUCGCGACGUAAAGAUACCACGAUUCCAAGAGGAACGAUCAUGCGGAGAAGUAGCACGUCCCGGGACAUGAUCGUCUUAUUGUUUUUCAUGCUGCGCGCUCCCGGCGCACACUGCGCGCUCCCUUCAACCCCGAUGGCCAGCGUGCAUCCUCAGGACCCGGCCCUUCGGAUCGGCGCCAGCUUGACGGCCACGUGUUCUGUCGGUACCGACCACGGCCUGCAUGCCGGCUCGCUCUACUGGACGCUGAACGGCCGACGGCUUCCCAGCAACACCUACAGCGUGCUCAGUCCCAGCGUGCUCAGCGUUACAUUGAGCAACCUGAGCGGCUCGCGCCAGCGCUCGGGGGACAACCUGGUGUGUCACAGCGGCGGGGGGCACGUGCUCGCCGGGUCCUGCCUCUACGUGGGCCUGCCACCCGAGAAACCUGUGAAUCUUACGUGCUGGUCGAGAAACACCAAAGAUCUCACCUGCAAAUGGGCGCCUGGGGGUCAGGGGGAGACCUUCAUUAAGACCAAAUACACACUCAAAUACAAGCUGAAGUGGUACGGUCAGGAAAAAGAGUGUGAAGACUACAGCGGCGGGCAGCCAUACACAUGCUACAUCCCACGCGACCUCGCCCUCUUCACGCCCUACGAGAUCUGGGUGGAGGCCUCCAACCAGCUCGGGAGCGCCACCUCAGACGUCAUCAACUUGGAUAUCUUGGACGUGGUGACAACGGAUCCUCCGGCCGACGUCCAUGUGAGCCGUGUGGGCGAUCUGGACGAUCAGCUGACCGUGCGCUGGGGAACCCCACCCGCCCUUAAGGACUAUCUCUUCCAGGCCAAGUACCAGAUCCGCUACAGACUCGAAGACAGCACCGAGUGGAAGGUGGUGGAUGACAUGGGGAACCAGACGUCCUGCAGGUUGGCAGGGCUCAGGCCAGGGACCGUGUACUUUGUGCAGGUGCGGUGUAACCCAGUGGGCAUACUGGGAUCCAGGAAAGCAGGCAUCUGGAGUGACUGGAGUCAUCCAACGGCAGCGUCCACGCCACACAGCGAGCGCUCGAUGGCAGGUUCGUGUGACUCCAAAGCGGCCCGGCAGAACUCGACACUGCGUCAGGACCUGAAGCAGUUCUUCAGCUGGGUGCGCAAGCGUGUUUCCGACUGCAGCGCCAUGAGCAUCAAACAGUACGACCAGUGGCGCGUCUGGCUGCAAAAGUCUCACAAAACCCGAAACCAGGUUCUUCAAGGAGACAAAUCGUAGCAACGUCAAACCCCUGGCUGCUGGAACAUUGGACAAGAUGGGGGGAUGGGUGGAUGCAUGGAGGAGGAGGAAGAGGGCGGGAUGACGGACAGCUAGCUUUCUUUUUUUUUUGUUUUGUUUUAACCAUGCUAGCUGUUAUUCCUGCUGCAGAAAGACUUGAAAACAAGGAGCAACCUGGGAUUUCAAAUCCACUGGACACUUCGUUAAAAAAAAGUGCCUCUAUUGUUUUUUUUGUUUUGUUUUGUUUGUUUUUCUUUUUCUUCCCAGCAUUUUUGUUUUUUUAAACGUUCAGUCGAUACCCGUGACAGAUAUGGAGGAUAUCUCGGGCUGGGAUUUGCACAUUUUGUUUUCCGAGGAUGACGUCAAUCGACCGCGCAUUUCAUCGAGUGAUGUUAUGACAUCAUAGAAUCCUGCAAUAUGUAAAUGAGCACCUCUAUCCAGUGCCUUAAUGACAGUUUUUUAUGACAUGCUGUUAAACUCUCCAGAUUUCACACAAGCCUUUUCCCACGUAGCACAGGCCUAAUAGUAAUGAUAUAUAUAUAUAUAUAUAUAUGUCCGAAUAUGUUUGUUUGUUUUUGUUUGUUUUUGUCUUCAUGAGCGUCCACUUUUACCAAAGAUACCUGUACACUAGGUGUGGGUGAUAUCACAUCAUGCUAUUUAAAGAUUUUUUCCACUCACAAAAUAUACCAUUCCACCUCUUGCACCUAUUUUAUUUUUACAUAAAAAGGUGAAUUAUAGUGUAGAUUUAAAGCUUUAAUUUUUUUUAAACAAUUAUGAAGAUUAUCAUUCAGUUAUUCACCUGAAAGAUGCAUAUGUGUAUUUAAAAAAAAAAAAAAAACAAAAUGGUAAAAGAACAGAAAUGGAAAAAAUCGGUAAAAUUUUUUAAAAAUUCUAACAUCCGGUCAGCUACUUGUUACUAUGUAACUACUGACGAUAUUCCAGAAAAUGACCUUUCGUGAUAUCAUCCAGUAACAUGAUCAAGCAUUCAUGAGUGUUCCAGUUGUUUAUGUGUAUUAUGGCCACAGGAGUACCUCUCAGAUGACCUCAUUCAUUCAAGUUUUAAAAAAUAUAUAUUUUUUUGUUUUUUAUUUUUUUGUUGUUUUUUUUCUCAAUCAAAUUGUUACUGUUUAUUCUUAGUAAGUUAAAAAAAAAACAAAUUUUAAAUUCUAAUUUCACUAUGUAGCAAUAAAAAUCGGUGUAGUAUUUCGUCACGGAUUAUUGUGAAAUCCAAAAAUGCAAAAAUGCUUCUGCAUAGCAAACACUAUUUAAAAUGUUUUCAGAAAUUGUCCUCAUUUCGUCGUAAAAGCGUUAAAACAUUUCUACUUCUGUGGGGGACUCCAGAUAAACAUCGCAAGGAAAGUUUACCUUCGCAAGACACAGAAUCCAGGAUUGACCCUUCUGUUUACUCAGCGGUGGAUUUAAUCCUCUCACACUUUUUGCCCUCAAGGCUGGAAUUCCAAAGAAAUAAUAAUAAUAAAAAAAACUGCAAAAUGGAACUCUGCGGCAUCAGGACUGUUCGAAAAUAAUUGUAUGUAUGUUUGUACAAUUGUACUGCUUUUUAUUUUUGUACUGAAUUGUAUCAGCGUAUUUAAAAAAAAAACAAAGUGUAAAGUUUCUGGCUCUUAAGUUAUAAGUAGGUAGUUUGUAAUAUGACUGACUGAAUUAUUAAACUGUAAUAUUGAA
Hemibagrus wyckioides is the source of this 3209-nucleotide messenger RNA. It is a transcript of the gene crlf1a, whose product is annotated as cytokine receptor-like factor 1a. Lineage: Eukaryota; Metazoa; Chordata; Actinopteri; Siluriformes; Bagridae. Gene Ontology annotation, molecular function: protein binding; cytokine receptor activity. Gene Ontology annotation, cellular component: external side of plasma membrane. The transcript is spliced from 8 exons. The record is from RefSeq and is a predicted model, not a curated record. Gene Ontology annotation, biological process: cytokine-mediated signaling pathway. Bases 324 to 1526 code for a protein of 400 amino acids.